Messenger RNA from Strongylocentrotus purpuratus (purple sea urchin), 4828 nucleotides. Its product is annotated as centrosomal protein of 95 kDa-like. Gene Ontology annotation, cellular component: spindle pole; centrosome. The transcript has 9 exons. The record is from RefSeq and is a predicted model, not a curated record. The coding region runs from base 140 to 1369 and encodes 409 amino acids. NCBI's taxonomy places the organism in Eukaryota, Metazoa, Echinodermata, Echinoidea, Camarodonta, Strongylocentrotidae.
UAACAGACCAGUGAGAGUGGAUCAGUCAAGGACUGACUCAGAAGAAGAAGAAGAGGAAGAGGGUCAUUCUUACGAUCUCAGGGCUAGGCAGAAGACUGGACUUGUGAAGAAAGUGAAGGGACAGGAUUAUAAAGGACCCAUGCAACGUAGUGUGCUGCUUCCGAGGUCCCUUCCCCAGAGACGGGAACCACUCAAGGUGCGCUUUGAGGAAGCCAUGAACCGAGACGCCAAGGGUCUCCUGGGUAAGGUGCGGCGCAAGCUAGCAGAGGAGGCCAGCCAGCAGUCCAAGAUGAAGAGCGUGCUUCAGCACACGUACGCGGGCAGCCUGCAUGAGGUCAAGAGAGGGGUCAAACAGCAGGUCACUCGCCGCAAGAGGGUCACCAAACAGCUGGAUGAAGACUACAAAGCCAUCCAUGGUAAGCCCAAGACCACGCAAUACAAGCCAGACAAGAAGUACUCUGCACCAGUCUCAGCUCCAGAGGGCAGCAGACGAUCCUCAAGGUCCUCAAAGCGCACUCCACCUUCCAAGCGCAAGCGAGCAGCAUCUGUCAGCCCGACUCGCUCCAUGCUUGGGGUAGAUCGUCCAUUGAGGAUUGGUGACGAUGACCUACUACCGACCUUGAUGCAUGAGUUCCCGUUCCUCCACGUCUCGCCUCACACUGCACAGAGGAUGUGGGCUCAGCAGAUGAAACACAUGGAGCAUCUCACCAAGGCAGCCAUCUCACAGAAAUACAAGAAACCAAAGACACAAUCCAAGAUUGAAGAGGCAGAGAGGAAACAGGAAAUCCUUGUCAAUAUCAUGAAGAAAGAACUUUCCCAUAACCAAAGACUGCGGGAUAUCAAAGAGAGGCGCAAUCAAGAGAGGGCACUGCAGACUAAAGCCAAGGAACAGAGGCAGGUCAAUGCCAGGGCUAAACGAUACUACGAUGAAUAUCGCGUGAGGGCGAGAUCCAGAGGGUUGAAAAGAAGAACCAAAGAGGAACAGAUAUUCAAGCACCUCUUUGAGGAAGGGAUGGCCAUACAGAAGAUGAGAAUUAGAGAGCUUCGUGAGUAUGCCAAGGAGAAACGAGAGGACUAUACCAAACAGCAGCAGAACGAGGUGGAGUCUCUAGAGAACUACUACCGAGAUCAGUUCAACGUGCUUGCCGAGACGAUAGCCACGGAACGUCAUGACCUCAACGUCAGAGACAAGGCACAGGCAAAUGCCAUGCAACGCAUCAAGGCAGACGUGAGGAGGAAGAUGGAGAAAGAGAUCAGAGAAUACCAAGAGCAGCUCUACCGAGACGAGGAUGCAGAGUACUUCCGGCAGCUGGAGGCCGAUAGGAUGAAACAUGAGCUGCAGAUGGCUAAAUACAAGGCUCAGCUGUGAUGGUCACUUGCAUACUAGUAACCUUGCAAUCUAUAUUUAAAUCAUCAGAACACUUCUUUAUGCAUGCAUGGUGUAUAGUCACCCACUUUUUUCCAUGAAACGUUUUAGUGAAAAACCUGUCUUACAAAGAGUUACGAUUGAUCCAAAUCAAUCACAAGUCCUCCAAUCAAUCGCAAGUUUGCAGUCUCCUAUCUCUUAUGUACAAAGUUACGAUUGAUAUCAAUCUCAAAUAAGUUACGAUUGAUAUCAACUCUUUGUAAGACGGGGCCCAGUUCUGUAUAUAGUACAAGGUGCAAAUGUAAUUGUGCACACUAGUACUUGCCCGACUUGAUUUGAAGUAAUUGAAACGUACAGUCAGAACUGUCUAUUGAGGUAACUCAAGGGAAAAAGUGAAAGUUGCCCCUGUAGGCAGAUGGCCUCAAUCUAUAGACAGGUAAACACAUAUUUCUUUCUCGAUGGAGGCAAAGUACAUGGCCACUAUACGCAGGUAGCCUUUAUAGAGAGGUUUGACCGUAUCUUGAUUCUUAAUAAACCUUUUGGUGAAAAUCUGUUCUCUGGCACAUCAAUGACUUGUGGUUGUCCUCAUUGGACAAAAAAUGUGUGCCUACAUUAUAAUCCAAGAUGGCGGCUUGCAUGUUUUGCCUCUUCUCUUAUACCAAUAUUAUUCAUUUCAAAGUCAUAAAAAGCAGUAAAUAUCACAAACAUGGUCUGCAACAACUCCAACUAGGGGAAGGGUCAAUUCGGCCAAUCUUGACUUAGAAAGGGUUUAAGUGGCACUUUAGUUUGUUCAGGAAUUGAAAUAAUGCAGGUGUCAUUUGUAAGACGCACCUUUUGACCCCCGGGGAUGGUGCGUCAUGGUUGCGUCAUGUUCCCCAAAAUCGCGACGCACAGUACCGUCAUGGCCGCAAAAUGUCCGUCACAAUACUGACCCAUAUGUGCGUCAUAGUAAGUCACUUUACCACGUUGCGUCAUUUGGUGUGUCAAUGGGACCGUCACUUUCUCCAAGCUUGUCUGAAGGUGUGUCAUAGGACCGUCAUGUUUUUGAUGAUAUUUCUAACAUACUGGGAAGAAGAAAAGGAGCGCACGCACGAGAUACCGAUUUUGAGUUGAAGCUCGACCAGCGCGCGGCACCAGUAUGCGAAAUGCAAGUUUCACUACAUGUCUUCGCUCGCCGAAAAUGUUUUUAGUUUUGCUAAAAAUUAAAAGAAAACAAAUACACAAGUCAACGAAUAGAUCAAUAAAACUUGUCUUACUGUGUUCUGUUUUUCAUAAAGCUUUGUGCAUGUGGUGUAUAAAACAUGUUCAUCGCCACUUGUCUCUCACAUACGUUAUUAAAUACUGUUCGAUCAACACGCGCUAUACUAGUAUUGCACGAGACCAGGUUUAAAUGCAAUAACACGGGGCAUGCAUGGCAUGCACGAGUUUCUCCAGAAUGCGAAGAAAGCACGAGCGUGCUUUUUGUGCAAAUUCAUAUUGACGGAAACUACGAUUUGAUGCAUGCAUGCUCCCAUUUAAAUACCAAAUACAGUACGAGGCGUGCAUGGUGGUUUGGGGCAUUUUCUCCGGGCUGUCUUUCUUUCUUUCCCAAAAAUUUUAGAAAUUGAGAUGGUCUGAGGAAUUCGGGAUCGGGGAAAAUGGUUGAAUUUUAAGAGCAAUAUAGUUCGGGAUGAUCCCGGAAAAUCAUUGAAAUAGGGGGUACGUCCUUGAAAUAUUUGAAAUUGGGGGGGGGGGGGGAGGGGUAUAUGACAUGCUAUACUUUCAGAACACCAUGCACAACAUUGGUCUUCCCAUAGAAGGGUCCAUAUCUUCCAUAGACUUUGUAUUGAAACAACUAUUUCUACAUUUUCUUGGCUUUCAAUCUGACGACUUAAUAAGCCCUUUUGUGGUGACAGGGCACAUAUGAUUAUAUUUAACAUUUCAGGAAAUUAUUGACUUCUGUCUUGAUUUCUUUUGGUCUUGACUUUUUUUUUUAGGCCAAGGGAAUAAUUGAUCCCUGAGAAUUAAAAAGUGAUCAUGUAAUUUAGUCAUUUUUGUUUCGCCAUAGGACGUGAUGGUGAAAAUCUGUAUUCUUUAAUACACACGAACACAUAUGUCCAAAUCCGCCCAUCAUUUCCAUUGAAAUUUAAUGGAACGCACGGACAGCCAGCAUGCACACACACAAAGGAAAAAUUGCAACACAGAUGUACAUGUAUUAUUUUGUCAUACCCUCUCCACACCCUCAUCGCAACCGCCAAUCAGCUCAACACAUCCAAUCUCGUGAGUCAACAUUCUGUCUUAUUUUAGAUUCUUAAAAUGAAACAAGAAAUACUUGACAUAUGUUAACACCGUUGUGGUUUAUUUAGAAACAGAAUAUCAUCGUUUGUUUAGUUACAUCAGGAAUGAAUAACAUUAUGAACAACAUUAUUGUCAUAGAUAUUAAACACUUAAAAGAAACGGAAUUACAGUACAGUAUAUAUGUCAAUUCUUUCCUCCAAGCGUGCAAUCUAUCAGAUCACUGCAUGGAUUUGAUUGCGCGGCAUGCAUGAUAGAAAAUGCAAUUACCAAGUGGUCACGUCAUGCACUUUGACCAAUCGGCAGGCCUGAAAUUACAGUACCAUUUAAGAACAAAGUAUUACAGUACAAAUCUUGGGGUAAUUAGGGCAGUGUCAUGAGUUUGAUUGCGGUUUUAAUGUAAGAGAUUUGGUCACCAACAAGAUACGUACGUGUUAAUUUAUCCAUUUGAUUAUAUCACGAGAAUCGUCUGGGGGGGGGGGGGGAGGGCUGCCGCACCCCCAGUCUUCUUAGGGUUAUUAGAUUUGAUUAGUACCUGAAUAUAAUUAAAUUGCUUAUAAAUUGCUGCUAGAAACUAUGGUAUUAACACAAUUACCUCUCUUUCCCUUCAUUUCAUGUCAUGUCAUGCCACACGUUUAUUCUUAACAGACAAAUUCAAAUGUAUUGUCCCUCAUAUGCAUUUCUGUGUUGGUAUUUUAUCAGCAUCAUUAAUUGUUUUUAGAUGUUGUUACAUAACGAUUGUUUUGCUGGUUCCAACAACUCGAUUGUUAUCCAGGAUUUCAUUCACUGUAAGAUCAACCAUUUAUUUAUAGUUUCAAAGCAGUUUAUGUCAAAAUUAUAUUACUCUGCAAGUAGGCCUACUCCAGAUUUACCUUUAACAAAUAAAAACAGAAGUAUAAUGGUCAUACAAUCGUAAAACAUUCCUCUGUUACCACAUGUGACAGACAAAUUAAAAGAUCUAUUAAACAUUGUUUAAAAUUGCAGGACUUUCAGCUAGACAGGUAUUGUAAACAGGGUGUCCCAGAAAAAAAUGCCCGCCAUACUACAGGGAGGAUAUGGGCAUUGGGACAUUUUUUUUCUGAGACACCUUGUAUUCAAUUGCCAUUCCAUGCCUAAAGUCUAACAAAGAUUUAAGCCAAAAAAAAAAAUACAAAGAAAAUUAAGUACUGUAUUAAUAUAUGCAUUACA